UUGCUUUUCGAGAACCUAUUAUAAAUAUACAAGAUGGUUAGUUCUAGAUUCAGUACAGAUUCAGACGCUUCCAGCACCACAUCUUAGAAACUUUUCGAUUAUCAUAGAAAGCAAUCAUGAAGUGCAUCGCAGCUGUAGUCAUGAUGGUUCUGAUGACCGCCGAGGCAUCCUGGGCUCCCCUGGCAUACUCUUAUCCUCAAGCUGCCUUGGUUCAGGACAACUCCUUCGUGCGUUAUGUGGCUGCUCCGUGGGAUUAUGGUACAGCCCCAGCAGCAGUUUCAUACGCCGCUUACAAUUACAACUAUCAUCCAACAGCUUACGUCCAGGCGCCAGUGGCCGUGGUUGCCCAAAAGGAAGCUCGCUAUCUGGCCGUUAACCGAGGAGCUGUUCAUGAUGCUCCCCUUCCAGGGCAUACAGUUUCGCAGCAAUCGCUGAAUCUGGCCCCUGCUCCAGGCACGCUGUAAAUUUUGGUUGUUUAGAAGUUUUAAGCAAAAAAUAGUAAAGGUGUAAAUAAAUUGAAUUUAUGUAAAACAAA
Messenger RNA from Aedes aegypti (yellow fever mosquito), 535 nucleotides. Its product is annotated as adult cuticle protein 1. The coding region runs from base 117 to 464 and encodes 115 amino acids. NCBI's taxonomy places the organism in Eukaryota, Metazoa, Arthropoda, Insecta, Diptera, Culicidae. The transcript has 2 exons. The record is from RefSeq and is a predicted model, not a curated record.